CGAUGGUCUGUGUUUGUGAGCCGGCCGGCAUUUUCUUUUCAACCGGUUCUUCUAACACCCUUAUCGCUCGCCAGGCUUAUAGACCGACUAACAAUAUUUUUGACUUAAUUUACCUUUGCGUAGCAAUUUUCUAAAUAAUGCCUGGCUUUUCAGACAGAGACCGGGGCAGAGAUAGAGGGUAUGGUGGCGGCCCUCCUCGUUUCGGUGGCGGUGGAGGAGGCAACAGGGGAGGACCUCCUCCCGGAAAGUUUGGAAACCCCGGAGAACGGCUGAGGAAGAGACACUGGAACCUGGAUGAGCUUCCAAAGUUUCAGAAGAACUUCUACCAGGAACACCCGGACGCCACACACAGACCUCUGCAAGAGGUUGAAGAGUAUCGGAGAAGCAAAGAAGUCACAGUGAAAGGCAGAGAUUGUCCCAAACCAAUUGUUAAAUUCCAUGAAGCUGCUUUUCCAAGCUACGUCAUGGAUGUUAUUGUUAAGCAGAACUUCACUGAACCGACUCCAAUCCAGUCCCAGGGCUGGCCAGUCGCUCUGAGCGGCAAAGACAUGGUGGGCAUCGCUCAAACCGGCUCUGGGAAAACCAUUGCUUAUCUUCUGCCAGCGAUUGUUCACAUCCAACAUCAGCCGUUCCUGGAGCACGGAGACGGACCCAUUUGCUUGGUUCUGGCGCCGACCCGGGAGCUGGCUCAGCAGGUGCAACAAGUGACUGCUGAAUAUGGGAGGGCUUCUCGUCUCAAGAGUACCUGCAUCUACGGUGGCGCGCCUAAAGGGCCACAGAUAAGGGACCUGGAGAGGGGAGUGGAGAUUUGCAUCGCUACUCCAGGCCGUCUCAUCGAUUUUCUGGAGUGUGGUAAAACCAAUCUGCGUCGUUGCACCUACCUUGUGCUGGAUGAAGCUGACCGCAUGCUGGACAUGGGCUUUGAACCGCAGAUCCGCAAAAUAGUGGAACAAAUUCGGCCUGAUCGUCAGACUCUGAUGUGGAGCGCCACCUGGCCCAAAGAGGUUCGUCAGCUGGCUGAGGACUUCCUGAAGGAUUACGUCCAGAUCAAUAUUGGUGCAUUGCAGCUCAGUGCCAAUCAUAACAUCCUGCAGAUAGUUGAUGUCUGCAAUGACCUGGAAAAGGAGGACAAGCUGAUCCGUUUGUUGGAGGAGAUAAUGAGCGAAAAGGAGAACAAGACCAUUAUCUUUGUGGAGACCAAAAGACGUUGUGAUGAACUUACCAGGAGAAUGAGAAGAGAUGGGUGGCCAGCAAUGGGUAUCCAUGGAGACAAGAGUCAGCAAGAGAGGGACUGGGUUCUUAAUGAGUUCAGAUUUGGCAAAGCUCCAAUUCUGAUUGCUACAGACGUGGCCUCCCGUGGUUUAGAUGUGGAGGAUGUGAAAUUUGUCAUCAAUUAUGACUACCCUAACUCCUCCGAGGACUAUAUCCACCGCAUUGGCCGCACGGCCCGCAGUCAAAAAACGGGCACAGCCUACACCUUCUUCACCCCCAACAACAUGAAACAGGCCAGCGACCUGAUCUCUGUGCUGCGCGAGGCUAACCAGGCCAUCAAUCCCAAGCUCAUCCAGAUGGCAGAGGACAGAGGAGGUCGCGGACGGGGGGGAAGAGGUGGCUACAGGGAUGACCGUCGCGAUAGGUAUUCAGGCGGCAGAAGUAACUUCGGUGGCGGCGGCGGCUACAGGGACAGGGACGGCGAUAGAGGGUUCGGCAACGGGCCGAAAACCGCCUUUGGGGGAAGCAAAGCCCAAAACGGUGGGAAUUAUGGAGGCAACAAUAGCAAUUCUAGCGGUAACUAUGGCAACAGCAAUUACAGCAAUAGUAACGGACAAGGUAACUUUAGCGCGCCACCAAACCAAGGCGGCGGCGCUGGCGGCUUCGGUAACCAGAACUUCCAAGGCCCCCCUCAGUUUGGCGGCAUGCAGAGGCCCGCUCAGAACGGCGUGAACCACCCGCCGUUCCCCUUCAACUCUCAGCCGCCGCCACAGAACCAACAGCCGCCGCCACCGCCACCAAUGGUGCCCUACCCGAUGCCACCGCCAUUCCCUCAGUAAAUAUUGUAAAUUCACAUUAUCAGACCCCAACAUGAGUCUUGAAAUCUUACCGUACGAUUCUCAUAUUAUUCUUUGUACUUGUUUAACGUUGUUUUGCUUACAGCAUGGUUGGAAUUAUUCAGUAAACCCAGAUGAGUAAAUGGGAUCAUAAAGUCUCCCAUAGUGUAAACAUGAUUGCUGCACUUUUCCUGGACUGUAUUUUCUAUUUUAUUUGAUUUUAUUUUUUUUUUUUGUUACAUUCCUCAGUAAUUUAUUUUUACUAGGUAAUCCUGUGUUUUCACUUUCAGUUUAAAGUGAUAUGAAAAUUGUAUCUGAAGGGUGCCCAGGGUCCCUUUUAAAUAAAAAUGAGAAAAUCCAA
Poecilia latipinna (sailfin molly) is the source of this 2409-nucleotide messenger RNA. RefSeq names its product probable ATP-dependent RNA helicase DDX5. The transcript is spliced from 13 exons. Lineage: Eukaryota; Metazoa; Chordata; Actinopteri; Cyprinodontiformes; Poeciliidae. The record is from RefSeq and is a predicted model, not a curated record. Bases 138 to 2051 code for a protein of 637 amino acids. Gene Ontology annotation, molecular function: ATP binding; nucleic acid binding; RNA helicase activity.